Molecule: messenger RNA, 2083 nt
Organism: Dryobates pubescens (Downy woodpecker)
Lineage: Eukaryota; Metazoa; Chordata; Aves; Piciformes; Picidae
Gene: RGMB
Product: repulsive guidance molecule BMP co-receptor b
Exons: 3
Coding region: 206-1504 (432 amino acids)
Biological process (GO): BMP signaling pathway
Cellular component (GO): plasma membrane
Molecular function (GO): coreceptor activity
Source: RefSeq, a predicted model, not a curated record
UCGCCGACUUCUUUUUCUGUUGUGCUCGUCUCCUCUUGCCGCCAUGCCACACCGUCCCGCUCCUGCCCCGCUGUGGCCUGGCAGCUUCCGCUCGUCGUCACGCCGCUGAAAGAAAGGGAGGAGGAAGCAGUGAGGAAGUUACCCGUCCGCCGCCUCAUGCCGCGGCCCUGUCUCGCCGCCAGCCUGGGGAGCUGCAUGGACGGGCAUGGGGAGAGCUGCGCCUUGUCGUGCCGCUGGGGCUGAGCCACCGCGUUGCAGGCCGCGCCGACCGUCGCUUGCCGCCUUCGGCUUUGUCGCCAUCCUGAGGCUGCUGCUGGGCUCAGGUGACUGCCAGCUGCAAACACCUUGUCGAAUUCAAAAGUGCACCGCCGAUUUUGUGUCCUUAACUUCGCAUCUGAAUUCGGCUCUUGCAGGCUUUGAUGUGGAGUUCUGCAAGGCCUUGCGAGCGUACUCUGCCUGUACCUACCGUAAUUCCAAAGUAUGCCGUGGAAACUUAGUCUACCAUUCAGCAGUGCUUGGGAUCAGUGACCUCAUGAGCCAGAGAAACUGCUCCAAAGAUGGACCCACAUCCUCCACCAACUCUGAAGAGGCCCAUGAUCCCUGCAGUUACAGUGGCCACAAAGAAGGCAGAGAACAUCAGGGAGGAGAGAAUACUCCUCCUACUACUUACCUGUUUUGUGGCUUGUUUGGUGAUCCUCAUCUGAGGACUUUUAAGGAUCACUUCCAGACCUGCAAAGUGGAAGGUGCUUGGCCUCUUGUAGACAAUGACUACUUAUCAGUCCAAGUGACCAAUGUGCCUGUGGUCCCAGGAUCCAGCGCUACUGCUACAAAUAAGAUAACUGUUAUCUUUAAAUCAUACCAAGACUGUACAGAUCAGAAAGUAUAUCAAGCAGUGACUGACAACUUGCCUGCAGCUUUUGUUGAUGGUACAACAAGUGGAGGUGAUGGAAACACCAAAAGCUUGCAGAUUGUGGAGAAGAUCAGUGGCAAAUACAUUGAAAUGGAUGCCAGGUACAUUGGGACUACAGUGUAUAUACGCCAGCUUGGGCACUACUUGACCUUGGCCAUUCGCAUGCCUCAAGAGUUGGUCAUGGACUAUGAGGAGAGCCAGGAUCUGCAGCUGUGUGUGAAUGGUUGUCCUUCAAGUGAACGUAUUGAUGGUAGUGGCCACUUAAUGUUGCCUGUUAGGGAGCAGUUGCUCCCUCACAGUGGUACUUCUCAUCCCUGGUCAGUGUACACACUGGAAACUGCCACCACUAAAUGCCAUGAGAAGAUGCUGGUGAAGGACAUCUAUUUUUACUCAUGCAUAUUUGAUCUGCUCACCACUGGUGACACUAAUUUCACAGCUGCAGCUCACAGUGCCUUGCAGGAUGUGGAGGCACUGCACCCCAGAAAAGAGCACUGGCAUAUCUUUCCCAGCAGUGGAGCUGGUAACAUGGACAAAGGUAGCAAAUUCUUUGUGGGUCUUGGACUUGUGUGCUUUAUCCUAGUGGUGUUUUCAUAGAGGUUUUUUUUUUCCUCUAACAAAGUUUUGAAAUAUAUAAUGUCAUAAUAUAUGGAGUGAUGAUGGGUAUAUAUAUACACACACAAUAUACAUAUGUAUAUACAUAUAGGAAGGGAUGGCUUGUCUUUGGACAUGCACCAGAUUGUACAUCUUGUAUUAACUGUUUUCAUUAAUGUUUUGUGUAAUGGUUUUAUUUAUUUGUUUUCCAUUUGGUGAAAUUUUUUAUAAUGUCCCUGCAUUGGGGCCUGAUAAAAGCACUUUAUUUUUUAUAUAUUAAAUAUUUAUGUGUGUAUCUGACUAUUACGUAUUAUAAACAUCUGCAUACCAUCUUUAGUGCUCUUUCUAAGUAAUACUUAACACAUGUUUUUAAACUUAAUUACUUUGUGGUGUUUUUAUGUAAUUUCUUUUACUCUAGAGACAAUAUGUUUCUAGUCCUGUGAUGACUUUGGUGAUUUUUCUGGGUUCAUUAAUUAAAGUAAUUACUCACUGGAUUGUAUUCUGUCCAUCAAACAAAUGGCCUUUGCUUCUUUGGACCAAAAGAGUGAAUUGCUUCCUGUUAGCUCAGAUGGCCAGCUUGGA